Molecule: messenger RNA, 1688 nt
Organism: Exaiptasia diaphana
Lineage: Eukaryota; Metazoa; Cnidaria; Anthozoa; Actiniaria; Aiptasiidae
Product: zonadhesin
Molecular function (GO): protein binding
Source: RefSeq, a predicted model, not a curated record
ACCAAAAGCUGUUGGUCAUAGGAAUCAAUCUGUUGGUGUUAAUCUUAUAGCGCAAUGGGAAUAAUCUAUAUCAGUUUGGCUAUCAUGGCAUUUGCUGCUGGAAGUCAAGCCCGUCAAUGCGUUCGAAAUGGUAAGUACUACGAUCCAGGUAAGACGUGGGCCGACUCCUCGUGUAGAUGGCGUUGUACGUGCUACCAAGGWGGACGGUACCGAUGUAUGACAUUGUGCUACAGACUAUUCACAACAAGAUGCAGUUAUGACGAGAUCACAAAGUACAGAAAAGUGAACGUUCUUGGWUCUCAAUGUCAGUGCGAUGAACCUUACUGCGUGAAGAAACCUAAAACUACUAAACGACCAGAUGUCUGCCGACAUAAAAGCAAAUUCUACCAUGUCGGCGAUACAUUCAUCGAUUCCUGCAAGUGGCGCUGCAAGUGCAAUCCAGGAACUCGUAUUUCCUGUACGUCUCUCUGCCCUACGUGGACGGUGACAUGCUCAAAAAGUAAGGUGAAAAAAAUAAAGCGAGAUCCUGUUCCUGGAUCGGACUGUGUCUGUACCAAGCCCACCUGCGUUCCCAAGCCAAAGCCUCGAUGUUACUAUCGAAGUAAAGGUGGACAAGGAAAAUACUACAACGCUGGCGAGUCGUGGGUUGAUCCAACAUGUACAUGGCGAUGUAGCUGUGACAAUACCGGUCGAUAUCAGUGUGCAUCACUUUGUUCAUCUAGUGGUUCUUAUCUAACGUGCGCUACUCAUCAAAUCAAGGAAUUGAAACAAGUUGAUGUUCCUGGUUCUACAUGUAAAUGCAGCAAACCUGUUUGCGUCGACGAUUCAUCAUUCGUGUGUCGGCAGGAUGGCAGGCGCUACAUUUAUAAUCAGGUGUUCAUUAACAAUGCUUGCACGAAACGGUGCCGAUGUGGCGGGUAUGGUCGUUUAUCGUGUGCAGAACUAUGUCCCCCUCACUAUGCAGACUGUGGUCCAAAUCAGAUCGAGAAAGAAAAGAAGUUCGACAUUGCUGGAUCUAAAUGUCACUGCAUGAGACCCGUAUGCGUCGACAAACCAAAGAUUCGGUGUUACUACCAUACCACUCGAAGAUAUUAUGAUGCUGGAGAGUCUUGGAUUGAUCCAACAUGUACUCAGCGAUGUACAUGCGGCCCAACUAGGCAAUACAAGUGUUCUUAUUUGUGUCCAUUAAGCUCUGUAAGGUGUGGUCGUCAUCAGAUCAAGAAAACAAUACAAGAAGAUGUCYCUGGWUCAAGCAGAUGUAAAUGCACCAAGCACGUUUGCGUCGACAAGCCGAAACGAAAAAGGGUUCGUCGGUGUUAUUAUUAUCAAGACAGAAAAUACUACAACGCUGGCGAGUCUUGGAUUGAUUCGUGUAAAUGGCGAUGUACUUGUGACAAUACAGGUCGAUAUCAGUGUGAUUCAUUGUGUGCGUCAUACAGUGUCACGUGUGCAAGUAAUAAAAUCAAACAGAUGAAACAAGUCGCUGUUCCUGGAUCCAAGACAUGUAAAUGUAGCAAACCUGUUUGUGUGGACAGAAAAGAUAUUCAAUCACAUGAUAGCAGAAGUCGGGUUUCCUGUGCUUCGCUGUGUCCUCUCGCCAAUAAAAGAUGUGGACCUAAUCAGACCAAGAAAUACAAAAAGGUCGCGAUUCCUGGAACGAGAUGCCAGUGCAACAAGCCUGUUUGUGU